GAUGCAGAAGCUGUCUUCAAAUCAUCGUCGUCAGCAUGCCCACUCCUCAUGACAUCUUCACCUAGGAUGAAGACGUAAAGAAGUAUACAAAUAGUCGCGAUGUAGCUCAUAAAUUUGAACCCUUUCAAUUCUUUCUCGCGCUUUUGCUCGUGAUCUCUUGCACUGUCCUUGUAGAGUUAUUUCAAGAUGCGUCUUCUCAAUCUCAUCGCGACUGUCUGUCUCAGUUCGUUUACUGCAGCUUCACGAACUCCAGAUGCCUCUUCUCAACUCCGUACAAAAUCUUUAAAUGGCACUCAUGCCAAACCAAUCACACCAAAAGUCUUCAUUAUAGACAUGUUUUCAGAUGAAGGAGAUGCAUGGUAUGGGAUCAAAGAAUUUGAUAUUCUGGCUAGGAAUAUCACUGUGCCUGGAAUAAGUCCACUUUUCCCCGAGGUACAUUGUACACAGGACGGAGAAAUUUGCCAAGUUGUAACCGGAGAAGGAGAAAUUAAUGCUGCUGUGACGAUCAAUUCGAUUGCUUAUUCACCCCUUUUCGACUUGAGCCAGACCUAUUUCCUCAUUGCGGGCAUUGCAGGUGUGUCUCCCAAGGUAGCCACUAUUGGUUCUGUAACCUUUUCCCGUUUUGCUGUAUCUGUAGCUCUUCAAUACGAAAUGGACGCCAGAGAAAUGCCUUCUAAUUGGACCACUGGAUAUUGGCCUCAAGGAUCUUAUUCGCCCACGGAAACAGUGACUGAAAUCUACGGCACUGAAGUUUUCGAAGUCAAUGAACCAUUACGCCAGAUUGCCAUGGAAUUUGCCCGAAAGGCUGUUCUUAACGAUACCGCCGAUGCAAUGAGCUAUCGAGCUCUAUACGGUGCCACAGAAGCAUAUGCUCUCGGCGCUCAACCGCCUUCAGUUGUGGCUUGCGACACUGCAACCUCCGAUGUCUACUUCACUGGAGAACUACUAGCUGAUGCUUUUGAAAAUACUACCUCUUUGUGGACGAAUGGGAGUGGUAUUUACUGCACCACUCAACAAGAAGAUAACGCCACGCUGGAAGCUCUUCUCCGAGCCGCUACUAACAGUCUCGUCGAUUUCUCCCGUAUCAUUAUCAUGCGUACCGCAUCAGACUUUGAUCGUCCUCAUGCCAAUCAAACUAUCUUGGAUAAUCUUUUCGAACAAGACCAAGGCUAUGACCCAUCUAUCAAGAACAUAUAUUUAGCUGGUGUGAAGGUAGUUGAGGGUAUUGUGAGUGGCUGGAAUAGUACAUUUUCUGGGGGUGUUGAAGCUACUAAUUAUGUGGGAGACAUACUUGGGACACUAGGUGGCGAACCGGAUUUUGGACCAGGCUCAGUCUUUCCAAAAAGAAAGAUGAAGCAAAGGAGGGGUAUUAAACGCCACUAAACGCGACUUGAUUUGAUUUGAUUUUUUAUGAAUAAUUAAAAAAAAAAAGCUGUAUUAGUAGGAUAUGGACGUAGUAAAAGAGGUUCAAUGGAGAUAUCUAUUUUCUCUUAGGUCCGCAGCAGCUCAGUUUAUGAUUGCUAGUUGCUCCAUUGGCGACGUAUCCUUUUAAUUCAAUCUGCGCCGUGAGGCGCGUGAUCA
Botrytis cinerea B05.10 is the source of this 1581-nucleotide messenger RNA. RefSeq lists its product as hypothetical. The record is from RefSeq and is a predicted model, not a curated record. Gene Ontology annotation, biological process: transmembrane transport. Gene Ontology annotation, cellular component: endoplasmic reticulum. Bases 187 to 1383 code for a protein of 398 amino acids. Lineage: Eukaryota; Fungi; Ascomycota; Leotiomycetes; Helotiales; Sclerotiniaceae. The transcript is spliced from 4 exons.